AUGUUAGGUCAAGAUAUAAGACUACAAUUGGCGCCAAUCCACAAAUAUUGCAUGAUCAACAUCAUUGAUUAUAAUGGAACUCAUGCAGGACGGCCACAAUGUGAUAUAUACAUACCAAAAGCGUCUGACCUUGAACAAGACCCAUUGUUUGCACGUAAACAAUUUCAUCAGCAGAACAAGGUCAGUUUAGUACAUAUAAUGAGACAAACGCAGGAUGAGUAA
Messenger RNA from Dovyalis caffra, 222 nucleotides. The record is from the annotation of a GenBank genome assembly. NCBI's taxonomy places the organism in Eukaryota, Viridiplantae, Streptophyta, Magnoliopsida, Malpighiales, Salicaceae.